This is a messenger RNA of Spodoptera exigua (beet armyworm), 1173 nucleotides long. NCBI's taxonomy places the organism in Eukaryota, Metazoa, Arthropoda, Insecta, Lepidoptera, Noctuidae. The record is from the annotation of a GenBank genome assembly.
AUGGCGAACUGUAACCAAUCAUUUAAAGACUUGCUUCACACAAUAGCCAAGGAACAGAAGUUUGUCGACUACAGUUUAGACAUCAAGGAAAUAUCAAGUGGAGGAGCAAACUAUACGUCCAAGUUGUUCUCGGUGACUGUCACUGAGGGUACCCACACUCUACGACUAUUCUGUAAAGUUGCAGCCAUCGGUGAGAAGAUGCGAGCUCAGCUGGACAAGAUAUACACAACAGAACACUUUUUCUACACAAAACUUGCAAAAAUGUAUCGAAAUAUUGAAGACAAGUGUGGCAUACCUGACGAACUAAAACUGAACAUCAGCAAGUACUACGGAAGUAAUACUGAAAUGAAUGAAGAAGCGAUGGUGCUGGAGGACCUCACGGCAUCAGGGUACGAGGCGUACGACAGGUUCAAGUCGAUAGACUGGCCAUACGCGCAGGCUGCGGUCCGGGAACUGGCCAAGUUUCACGCGUGCUCCUGGGCAUCCGCUAAACAGGACCCAGAAUGGUUUGAUGAAGUUAUGAAAAAGUUAGCAUUUAAUAUCAGUAUGGAAGGAACUGAAAUGAAGGCUUUUAUGGCCACAGUGAUAAAUAAGGCUAUCCAGAACGUCCGAGAAGAAAACAAAAUACUGUUUCAGAAAUAUUUUGAAAAUUUUAAUGCAGAUGCAUAUGAAGCGACUUAUAAAAGAAGCCGGCGGAUGGUGUUGAACCAUGGCGACUAUAGACCGAGUAACUUAAUGCACAAAAUACUGGAGGACGGCUCCGUCGACAUCAAGGUCGUGGACCUUCAAACGCUGCAAGGCGGUAGUCCAGUCACCGACCUGAUCUACUUCAUCUUCUCAGGAUCAGACGAAAAUUUCCGCGCGCAGUACUUCGAUAAGCUGCUGGACCACUACUACUCAGAGCUCAGUGCUGCCAUGAAGAGGCUGCAGCUCAACCCUGACGAGGUCUUCUCCCGGGAAGACUUCGACUAUGAGAUUAACGAGAAGCUGCCAUUCGGUCUUACUCUGGCCACGUUCAUAUUACCGGUCGUCACAGUGGAGAUGGAGAAUGCCCCCCAGGUGGACGAGUCCCUCGACAUCUCCAGUUUCAACGUGGAGAAGACCAGCGACCUGUACGCGGAGAGGCUGAACGGAGUGGUCAACGACUACGUCAAGUGGGGCAUUCUCAAAUAA